AGAGUCUCAUCAGUCACACACAACUUCCUUUGCCUUCCAAAAGAGAGAGAGAGAGUGAAACAGUGUCGUUUUGAGACAAUGAGUAGGAAAAUGAAAUCGAACGCAGGCAGCUCCGCCGAGAACAGUUCUCCGCCUCUAUUGAGGAACGCAUUUCAGAAAAGUGGGAGUCAGGCGGCGUACGAGGUGAUCGAGACGAAGAACGCGUGCGUGAUGAGAGCUGACUUGCCUGGGUGUCUCGAGUCAGACCUCACAUACUCCGUCGACACCGUCGGCAACAGCGUCCACUUCUUCGCCAACGAACCAGCCAUGCCCGAGUACGAAAGCGCCGGACGAAAGUACGGAGGCUCCAUGGUGGUCGACAACCCAGAGGCGUUCGACGUGAAGAAAGCUAAGGUGAAGCUUAUCAACGGAGUGCUCUGGAUCACCGUCCCUAAGUUCCCCGGCACAAAGACCUCCGUUGGUGUCGUUCAGAAGAAGAUCAUUCGCACCUGAUUCGUGAUUUUGGUUUGUGGUCUAGCUAGCCUAGCUAGCGUCUCUAUAUAUCUAUCUAUCAAUAAUAGCUUGCUCUCAUGCAGCGCUGGUUUAUGUUUAUCUAAUUUCUUUGAUGGUUUAAGUACGCUCUUGCUUGUUGCUUCUUCUUUUUGUUUUGGUUUUAAUCUUACAUUAUAAUUUAGUUAUAAUCCAUCA
Camelina sativa (false flax) is the source of this 687-nucleotide messenger RNA. Its product is annotated as 14.7 kDa heat shock protein-like. NCBI's taxonomy places the organism in Eukaryota, Viridiplantae, Streptophyta, Magnoliopsida, Brassicales, Brassicaceae. The record is from RefSeq and is a predicted model, not a curated record.